This is a messenger RNA of Cetraspora pellucida, 261 nucleotides long. Lineage: Eukaryota; Fungi; Glomeromycota; Glomeromycetes; Diversisporales; Gigasporaceae. The record is from the annotation of a GenBank genome assembly.
AUGUCGUCUUCCAAAAGUACCUUAUCAGAUCUCGAAUCAAAGCUUCAGGCGGUAUAUAGUCAUGCUGAUAAUAUGCUUGAAAUUAGGAUGAAACAAGGACAUCGAAACCAAAAUAGACAAUCGAUAACACUUACGCCGUCAAAGGAAGAAUCAGAACAUUUGCAAAAUUUAAGGACUCAAUUCAAUGAGAUAUGUGAUGAAUUGUACAUGAACUUGCAAAUUUCAAAAGAAGUUCUUGAAAGAGAAUGCGGACAGCAGUAG